AUGAAUAAACUCUCUCUGGGAUUAAACAUACGACAAGUGUUGUGGCUCAAUGCAUUGGUGUGGACAGCGAUAUUGAUACACUUGUUUGUAUAUGAAACGAUAUCAAGAGAUUUCAAAUUUCAGGUUCAUUCGAUGCCUCUUCCCAUAGUACCUCCUCUAACAAGACCACCUCUGAAGAGUUCGGCCCAAAUUUUGUCAGAUGCCAUCCGUAAAAUAUCCACACAAGAAAUACAGGAUGAUGCUUCAUCUCGACUGAAACCCUCUGGAUUUUCUGCACAAACACCAUUCCGCGCACCAUCGCCUCUGCACUAUCCUCAAAAUACUCUUCAGCUCGCACGGCUAUCAUCACACACAACAAUUCUUUCGCCUCGAACUCAACAUCAAUCCACCAAUAUACCUUCCAUCGUACCGGUGACCAUGAAUCUAACAUCCAUGACCACUCCAUCCAUGAUUGCUCUUGGAACUACCGCCUCUUUAGUCAUGGCAAGCUUAAAAAGCAAAGUCAAUGGAGGUUUUACAUCAAUUUCAGAGGUACAACAGAUGUCACAAAAACGACAUGUGGUCAUUGGUGUUCAUACCAUAAUUGGACUGGAUAUUUUAUACGUGGAGAAAUUGUUAGGUUUAAAUUCGAGUAUUCAUGAUUUCAGAAUGGAAAGAAUGGAUCGUCCUGAGUCUGAUUGUUGGAUGGGAAAUGUAUUUGAAUAUUUUGAUGCUGUUGUUUCAACUGAUUCGUUUUUCACCAUCAUGUUUAGACAAAAUAGAGAUUGUUAUUUAGGAGAAAAACGUUUCAAACCUCUUCUCAAUGUGUCCAAUGACAUGAAUAUUGUGAAUAUUGGUCCCUAUGAAGUUUUAAUGAUGAAUUCGAAUGGUGCUGAUUCAGGUAUCAUGGAACUUGUGGCAAGUCAAGCUCUCUAUUCAGUCAUGAAACAAUUUGUGACACUUCUCUUUAUACCACAAUCAUUGUGUAACUCGUAUUUUAUUGCUCAUGAUUAUGCAGUGAUUCGAGCUGGUUAUGGACUUGUCAAUUUAACACAACAAGAUGUAGAUGCCUUUUCCUAUUAUUUCAAAAAUUCCAUGCAAGUCAAUCACACAUAUUAUGAUACGGCUGUACAAUUGUUGAAAGCAAAUAUUACAUCAGCUGUUUUUGAUUCUCUAGGAAUACAAACUCAAGCUAGUUUGAGUCCAAAAUUGAGUUCAAUGGUUUUCCCUGCCUCUUGUUAUUCAUGUGCUACCUCUCAAUGCAUGUGGGAAGAUGGAAAAAGUCCAACACCUAGCCCUCUCUCAGAUUCAAUCUCCAUUGCCUCUGGAUUAUUCUUGGGACUUUCUCUUAUUACGUAUUGGCCUCUCUUAUUCAUUUUCAGAAAUAAGCCAAGUAUUAAGAGAAGGUUGAUCAUUCCUUGGGUGUGUCCAUUGUUUUCUUAUCUGAUUGUUUUGGAUCAAUUAUUUGAAGUUUCCAAACCUUGCUAUAUGCUUCACCACCUUAUUAUUUAUUUUGCAUCCAUGUACAAUAUUGUCAUUUAUUAUUCCAUCAUGACUCGUUUUACCAUUUUAAGAAAUCUCUAUUCAAUUUUGAGAAAAUGUAAAACUGAAACUCAGGUCAAAAUUGUCAAAUUUGUUGUAAGCAAAACGUUUACAAUUGCUUUCUCUCUUAUUUUAGGAUUCAUUUUGUCUUGUGUGGUUGCAUUGGCACCCAUAGCAGCCUACAGAGAAGAAUAUUUUGGUUACAAUUCACAAUACAUCUCCUCUAUGGUGGUCAGUGUAAUUUCCAUCGUUUUUGCAGGAGCUUCCUUGUUGGCUGUUGCUGUUAAUGUCAUUAUUGGAGUUCCAACCAUCAAAUCAAAAGGAAUUUUAUAUUUUCUAUUCUUUGAUGAUCCCUUCUUUAUUCGAUAUGAUGUAGUUUUUUUGGUAGUGGGUGCAAUUUUGGUAGCAGUGAGCUUAUUCACUUCGGCAAGUAUGAUUCCAGCAUACAAUGGAAUUGUUUCCUUUGUGAGUUAUGCAUUGGGAUUCUUUUACUACGGUGGUGUUGCCAUUAUUUUUGAGAUUCUCAAAAUUAUCUUCUUCAGAGCUCCAAAGGACAAGGGAGAACAAUGGGAACAAAAGUUAGAUGACACAUCGUUCAUGUCCCUCCUUAAAGAAUUUGCAGAAAAGGAAAUGAGUUUGGAAAAUAUUUAUUGUUAUGAAAAGUUGAAAGAAAUGGAAAAGAAAUCUUCAGACAAUAAUCCAAGAUUGAGUGUCUCAGACUUGGAUUUCUUGUACAAUAACUUUAUGAAACCAUUGGGUAAGAAUGAGAUUAACUUUUCCAAUGAAACCAAGAAAGAGUUUGAGGAGAUUGUAUCGAAAUGCAAGAAGAAUGAGGAUGUGAGGUUUAACUCAUUGAGGCAAGUCUUGAUGAUUCCUCUCAUGAUCAAUAUUCGAGAUACCUACAUGCGAUUAGUGAGAACCAAUGAGUAUAGAAAAUGGCAGACAGCAAAGUCCAUGUUGGAUGCUAACUAA
Messenger RNA from Naegleria fowleri, 2493 nucleotides. RefSeq lists its product as uncharacterized. The record is from RefSeq and is a predicted model, not a curated record. The coding region runs from base 1 to 2493 and encodes 830 amino acids. NCBI's taxonomy places the organism in Eukaryota, Heterolobosea, Eutetramitea, Acrasida, Naegleriidae. The transcript has a single exon.